Messenger RNA from Phytophthora infestans T30-4, 567 nucleotides. RefSeq lists its product as uncharacterized. The record is from RefSeq and is a predicted model, not a curated record. Bases 1 to 567 code for a protein of 188 amino acids. The transcript has 3 exons. NCBI's taxonomy places the organism in Eukaryota, Oomycota, Peronosporomycetes, Peronosporales, Peronosporaceae.
AUGCUGUUGAAUGAAAACAUGUUCGAGCGAGCCUUUCGAAUGACUGCCGACAGUUUUUCGUACCUGUUGGGGCUCUUAACACCAAAUAUUGAGGCUAAUAGACAGCAAUCUGCCAACUCGAGCGGGGAAGAACCAAUAUCGCCUCCACUUAGGCUCAUGACUACACUGCGUUAUUUAGCUGGUGGCUCGUAUCUUGAUAUUCGCCGUACUGUGGGAAUUAGUGGAUCUUCUUACUACCGUGUCAUUAACGAGACAAUGUUCGCGAUUCUCGGUCUACGAGAAUUGAAAAUCGUAUUUCCUUAUUCUGAAUCGGACAGAGAGGUUGUGAUGAACGACUUUAAGGCUAUCAGCUCCACAGAAGACGCUGGAGACGUAGGUACUGGACGCUAUUAUAGUGGACACUAUGCAUGUCCUGGUAUCAAUGUGCAGGCCGUGUGCGAUGCGCAUUGUCGCUUCAUAUCUGUGGAUGCCAGCUAUCCAGGAAGUACAAAUGAUGCACGUGCUUUUCGUGGGACUGGUGUGGCGAGAACAUUUGAUCACGCCAUUUAUACGCAACCAAAUUGUUGA